ACUUUCGGUUUGAAUAACUACAGUCCUUGACCUAUGAAACUUCAUAGUGCCGAUCACAUGACUGUUGAUGCGCAUGGUGCUAAAUUUGGGCCAUUUCUCGGUAAACAUGUACUUUGACAAAUGUAUUUUAUGUCCCAGGUAAUACUGAAAAGAAAGGUUUAUUUUGUCACCGAUUUCCUUUGCUUGCGAGAAAGACCUGUUCUCUAUCGUCUAUCACAAAUUCUGACUUGCAGAUAGCAGGAAAUCAGUAACUCGGGUCGCGAAACGCCCUGAACGUUUCAGCAAUUGAGGCCACCCUAUCAGAAAGGGCAAUAAAAAGAAAUGGAACAAACUUCCAAAAACGCCGAAGGCACUGCCCCUUCCCCGGAUGAGACCACGCCCAUGAUUGGUGCUCAACCACCUGCCGUGCCGGUGAACUACGUGCAACCGGCACAGACGACAGUCAUCACUGCGCCUUGCGGGUUUACUGAGUUCCCGACCCAGGUGACCUGUCCAGCUUGUCAUUCGACUGUUGUCACCAGGACCGCCUACACUCCCGGAGCAUUGACUUGGAUCCUCUGUCUUGUCAUCUGUUUUUUCUGUGGAUUUCUUGGCUGUUGUCUGAUCCCUUUCUGCCUCGAUUUCUGUCAGGACGUUGUCCAUUCCUGCCCAACCUGCAACACUGUCGUUGGGAGGUACAAACGCUUGUGAUAGGUUGGGCUGACCGCUGUAUCCCACUGCUGCCGCCCAAGACGCCCAGGGCGCCACACACAUCACCAACUUUUCCUAGAUCAGACAAAAUCUUUAACUGCGUUCCUAUAUUUACCACUAGUGCUGAUUCUUGCAAAUGUAAGAAAUAAAUCCAAAUGAAAAAUAUAAUGAAAUCAAAAUAACAUUCAUCUCUCGAGUAAAUUUAAUUAAAAUCAGUCAUAGAAAACACUGAAUGACUAAAAAAGCACCCAAUAUACGACUCAUCAGUCGGUUGAGUCAUAUUACCUGCUUAAAAUGACAGUCGACAUCUAAAAGUCAAUAUGAAAAGAAAACGUGGAAAUGGUUUACAACAGGAAACAGUAAGCCACAAGUGAAGCGGCACGUGCAGCUGUUGGUGUGGGGGGGGGGCAAACGAAUGUGGUUUCAACAUGAUGCUGGGGAGAAAAAAAAAUCCAAAGCCUUACUCACGGUCCCCGAAUCCAUGCUUUCAGUUUCUGGUUUGUUUUCUCAGUGUGCUGAUGCUAAUAUUUGAGAAAUAAAUAUACCGAUUAUUUUCUUCCCUACUCAACUGUGAAGUAUUCUUUAUAAAAAAAAUCCGUGGGGGCAAUUUCCUCUUCCCCUGCCCCCACGUUGGAUAAGGUACUGCACCAGUGUAAGUGGUAUUUAAAAUUUGUAAAAAGUAAUCUCAUGGGACGUGAAUGACACCGUUAUAGCAACCCUACAAUAAAUAGUCCUUCCAACUGCCUGUGGUCGUGUAUCGUGAAUAACUGAUAAAUCAUGAAAAAGUAAAAAGAAGGAAAGCAGAGAAACUGUGAAAGC
Molecule: messenger RNA, 1509 nt
Organism: Acanthaster planci (crown-of-thorns starfish)
Lineage: Eukaryota; Metazoa; Echinodermata; Asteroidea; Valvatida; Acanthasteridae
Product: LITAF domain-containing protein-like
Molecular function (GO): zinc ion binding
Source: RefSeq, a predicted model, not a curated record